UACGACUUUGACAACACUGGACGUCGUUUGACGUCAUAGGUCACCGGAGUCAUACCAAAUGACAUACCCAGCGGAAAGUGCCACAUACGUCACGAACGAUUUUACUCCAAAACUACUUCAGAAAUACGUGGCUUCGAGGAGGAUUUGCGUUCAGGGAUAGUUAUAAAUGAGAAUUGAUUUGGUUUGGUUUUGUAGAGAGCGUCAAUGUUGUUUGGAGCGCGCUGAGGCGGAUGAGAGCCACAGACUACAGGAUCGAAACAAGUUGGUCUUGGCUAAUUUACAGAUCGUAUCCCGACGGACAGUCAGAGAAAUUACCGUCGGAUUACCGACUCAGGGAGCUCUAGUUUUGAACACCACUAACCAUUAGCGUAUUAAAUACAUUUUGAUGGUCAUCRAAAGACAAGAACAAGCAAUAUGUGGAAAAGAGGACAAUACAUUUUAUGUUGUGUUUCAUGGAUCAUCGUGGUGGAAAUUCGAGCGGCUAGUUUGAGGAACCGCAAGAGCGCUUUUGAAAAAAUUGAGCUGGUCAAUUCUCGAUAUGAUGUAUAUAAUGAUUCAGGUAGAUUUUAUCAAAUUGACAUGAAGAUACCCUGGAAGCGACAUCCCAUCAGUAACCAGGACAACAACUCACUUGGUGCUGCUAUUCGAGGAGACGAAAAUAAUCUAUGGAAGAAUGGAAUAAUCCCUUAUAAACUUGCUUACAGUAUUAGAAAAACAACCCAAACGCACAAGAUUUUGAUGGGUGCGAUGAGAGAAUGGGAGAGAAAAACUUGCAUCAAGUUCGUAGAAAGAGUAAACCAGCUUGAUUAUGUGGAAUUCUACUACGGCGAUGGGUGUAAUUCAGAUGUUGGACGAGUUGGUGGCAGGCAGACCACAUCCCUGGGGCGUGGCUGUGCCCAUCAUGGCAUCAUCGUACAUGAACUGGGUCACGUGAUUGGUUUCUGGCACGAGCAGAAUAGACCUGAUAGAGACAAGCACGUGGAGGUCUUGUGGGACAAUAUUAUACCAAAAUUCCAGUUCGCUUUCUCUAAGUACAGUAGUCGAAAAAUAAACAGUUUAAAUGUCCGUUAUGAUUACUACUCUGUCAUGCAUUAUGGAUCCAAAGCUUUCAGCAAGAAUCACAAGCCAACUAUUAGGUCUCUAAAACAGGAUAUCACAGAGUUUGGAAACACCCAUAUCAGUUCACUUGAUGCUAAACAGACUAAUUUACUCUACAACUGUCCAGAUUACCCAAAAUUUCCGUCUGACUUUUUCUGGAAGAACGAUGGCCCUGGGGAUCGUGACUCGUCGUGCGUCAACUUCAACGAACCUCAGGACCCUCACAACUGGCAUAACAACUACCUCUGCUUCAGGAAUGAUCUUAAGGCCUUGAACAUCAGAUGGUCACACACUGGACCCCUCUUAGACAUGAACUGUAUCAAGAUUGAAGUACCUACAAAAAACCACAAAUAUUCAUGGGAUGAUAACUAUCUGUGUUGGCCUCGGGAUGGGGUCUAUACGUUCUCGUGGAUGACUCGGCCGCCUUCUCUUACUGAGAUAGCCAACUGUUUGAAUAUUACUGAACCUAACGACCCCGAAUGGAGCAGCAAUCAGUACUUUUUGUGCGGAAGUCGAGACGAAUCACCUGUUGAUGGGCAGUGGACAGAGUGGGCACCUUGGUCCCAGUGCAGUCGCCAAUGUGGAGGUGGAAUACGGAGAAGAACACGAUCAUGCACCAGUCCACCACCGUCCUUCGGAGGCAGGUUCUGUACUGGACAGUCCCUUGAGACAGGAAGGUGUAAUUUACGACAAUGUGAAGACUGGCCAGCCUUUCCGUCAGAUUUCAGCUUUGGUCGUUUCAAGUUUCCCCCACCAAACGAACUGUGCAUCAGAACCUACGAGCGCUUGGAUUACUUAACCUGGAACAACUACCUAUUCUGCACUCCAAACAAUAAGCGAGACUUGCAGUUCCAGUGGUCUGACAAGGGGAGAAUACCAGACCAAAUCUGCACGCGCAUUUACGUCCGCAAUGAAGUUACAAAGCGCAAAGGAACUUGGGAUGAUAAUUAUUUAUGUAUGACUAAGAAUGACGCGCCUUAUAGGUUUCGUUUCUCGUUUUCUGGCCCCAUAGCUGGUCUAGACUGCAUGCAGUGGUAUGCUAAGGGAGGACGGGAUGGAUGGGACAAGACGUACCUCUGCGCUGAACGAACCUAUGGCGUUGGAGGUCCCGGACCCUCAAUUCCCGUAGCACGUCCCGUACACGGUCGUUGGUCAUUAUGGUCAACAUGGUCCUCUUGCAGCCAAACUUGUGGCGGUGGGGUUCAAAGAAGAAGCCGCUUCUGUAAUAACCCAAGACCUCUGAAUGGAGGACGUAAUUGUCUGGGAAGAAAUGUGGAUGAAAGGGCAUGUAACGUUGAAAGGUGUCCAAUGGCAUGUGGUGGCAGACGGGUCGCAGAUGGUGGACGAAUCACUUCGCCUGAUUACCCAAGUAAUUACCCUGACAACAGCGUCUGUGAAUGGGUUAUCGAAGUACCCCAAGGCAAUAUCAUCUCAUUACGUUUUAUCUACUUAGAUAUUGAAGGUCCAGCAUGUCGCUACGAUUACGUCAUCAUUCGUGACGGCCACACAGAAAAGUAUCCUCUUCUGGGGAAGUUUUGUGGAACAAGGUUACCAACAACCUUACAAUCAAGUGGUAACGAAUUAUGGAUAAAAUUUAAGAGUGACGAUCGAACCAAUCAUAAAGGAUUUGAUAUCACGUGGAUAGCGAAGCCAGAUCCAAUCACCUUGGCAGCACGGGUUCCCAGAUGCGGUGGAAUGGUAAACAAGGGUCAUGGAUCUCUGUCAAGCCAAGAUCUCUCUGCCGCGUAUCAAGACGGCGUGGACUGUACAUGGGUUAUCCAAGGUGACCAGGGUAAACAACUACAUGUCUGGCUGGAUCAGUUUGAUAUUCACAGCAAUUGUAGACUAGAUUAUGUUAAAAUUAAAGAUGGACAGGGAGAAAACUCGCCAUCGCUGGGCAUGUACUGUGGUAACAAGCCGCCAGCUCCAUUCAAAAGUAACUCAAACGUCAUCAGGAUCAAACUACACAUCACUUCUAAAAGACAACAGCAACCAAGGUUCCGAGUAAGAUGGCGCAGCGUUGACAAAAUCCACUUUCAACCUACUACGCCUCCAGCGAGAAAUAAUUGCCCGGAUGGCUGGUUAUCCCAUCCUUUUGGAUCCAAUAGAAUCUAUUGUUAUCUCGUCAAGAGGAACUACCACACGUGGUUCGAAGCAAGAAGAGACUGUAUUCAAUCCAACGCGGAUCUUUUAAGCGUCAUGAGCAAAGAAGAAGAAAACUUCAUCAUUAAGGACUUGAAUAAGAAGUUUAAUCUCGGAGAAUCAUUCAUGUGGAUUGGUCUUAAUGACCAUAACAGAGAAGGCCAAUGGGCUUGGAGCGAUAGGACACAAAACUCGUACCAUAACUGGGCUCCAGGCGACCCUAACGACGGUGGUUACUUGAAGAACGAAGAUUGUGGAGUCUUGAAGCCCGACGGUCAAUGGAACGACUACCCGUGUAAUUCAAGGUUCCGAUACAUCUGCAAGGCGAGAUCACCGUGAAGGAAAGUACUGUACAAAUAAGCCAGAAGAAGAUGAAAGUCAAGAAAUUAAACUAUUCAGUGAAAUAUUAAUUAUUUACUGCAGCGAGAAAACAACAGAAAAAUAUAUCUGGUUCUCUGUAACCAAAUAUUAUAAGAAAACAUAAGGUUUAUAUAUUUUUGACUAGAGAUCAGUGGAUAUGAAGAAAGAAUUAAAUUUAUGCAUUGUAGUUCCAUGCCAUGGCAGCCAUCUUGAAAGGUAACCACGCUUUUACUCCAAGGCUUGGUUACCAAAACUAUUACAAUUCACAAUUCUGCAACAACAAGUAUCAGCGGAAUUUCACCACUUCUCAGUAUAUACACUUGUACACUUGAAGUAUGCUUUGGUAAGACGUAUUUUAUUCUAUAUUUUUCUUGAUAACCAAGCUCUGCUUUUGCCUGUAAUUCGAGGUAUGAUUCAAGAUGGCUGCCUCGUACACCAAGUUGAUUACAAACGUCCGCCAUCUUGGAUAUUUUUUUAGAUAUUUUAUCAGCCGAUGCACAUGCUACCUUAAACUUCCGAGCAGCCGAACAAAUUUCCUUUCAUCAUAUUCAGCUCAAAUUAGCUUUAUUGUAGAUAUUAUAGAUGACUAUCAGUGAAUAAUUUGAUAGAAAAUGUAUUGUUUUAAUUUAUCAUGUUUAAAAUAGCCAACCCAUGGGUUUUUA
Molecule: messenger RNA, 4262 nt
Organism: Actinia tenebrosa (Australian red waratah sea anemone)
Lineage: Eukaryota; Metazoa; Cnidaria; Anthozoa; Actiniaria; Actiniidae
Product: bone morphogenetic protein 1
Biological process (GO): proteolysis
Molecular function (GO): metalloendopeptidase activity; zinc ion binding
Source: RefSeq, a predicted model, not a curated record